Malaya genurostris is the source of this 3469-nucleotide messenger RNA. RefSeq names its product protein pellino (gene Pli). Lineage: Eukaryota; Metazoa; Arthropoda; Insecta; Diptera; Culicidae. Gene Ontology annotation, molecular function: protein binding; ubiquitin protein ligase activity. The record is from RefSeq and is a predicted model, not a curated record. The coding region runs from base 1207 to 2478 and encodes 423 amino acids. The transcript has 8 exons. Gene Ontology annotation, biological process: regulation of Toll signaling pathway; protein polyubiquitination.
AGCAGUUUUAGCUCGUACCCGGAAAGGUUAGCACACGAUUGGUGCGUCGCGUUUAUUCCAUUUUGUGGAAAUCGUUUCAAAGGCAGAUUAGAAAGGAUUAACAGUGCAACGUUGAAUGUCCUUUCUCUUCCAUCUGAAUGCUGUUUUGUGGAAUAACAAAAUAGAAAUUUUGGUAGUCGCUGCAAUUUUCUGCUAGAGAAGGUUGUCGUCUUAACAAAUCGUACGGAAUUUUUGGACGACUGUCGCGCAAUUCACAAGCUUUGUGUUUUUGGUCCGACAAAUAGCAGGAGGCAAAGACAAGUUUUCUGCGUGAAGAGAACUUUUGGCAGGUUAAAACGGCGAAUGAGGAUUCCAUUAGAAGAUAGCAAAUUUGAAAGGAACACAAAAGGAAAGGAAAAAAGCUAUUUUCGGGGUGCAUUUUAUCUCUUAUUGCUGGUGUAAAUUUUCGCUUGUCAGAGAUCUGCUUUUUUACGUUUUUUUUUUUGUAUUUCGUGUGGUGCAGUUCGUAUGUGUGAGUACUAGAGCCAGUGCUUGUCAGUUUUGAUCGCGUUCGUGUUUGUUUUCGUCUAGCGUUUCGUGUCAAGUGUCAGUGCACUGUUGAUGUGUUGGUGUCCUACUGCAACUCAUCUAACAACAGUGUGGGCCCACAAAGGUAAAGGAAUAGGCACGUAUUGUACUGCUGCUGCUGCUCUCAGGAGGAAGAAGGAAAAUGUCGCCUUGUUUUGAAAAGUGAUUCUAUCGUUUCGGGUGAAGAAAGAAAGAAUUCCCAUCGUGCAUUUUGGUAGAUACGUGAAGUAAAGUUUCGUUCCAUAGUUUACGCAUCCCCGGUAGUGUGGUGUGAAUGAAAGUUCGCUACUCAAACUCGAAACCUUCCGACAGCGUUCCGUGUUAGGUUCGGUUUGCUUGAGGUAAAAGGGCAAAGUUCCACGACGAAAUCGCGAAAGUGAAACAAGUACCGCGACGCGGAAGGGUUUUUCGUAUCGAUUGUCGUGGCGAGUGUAGUGCUGUGUUUUGUUCGGUGUUUUCGGAAGGGUGACCAUUUCGGGGUGAGGCGUCAAAAUUUCCCAUUCACUGACGACGGAGGCUGCUGCUGAGUUCCGGUCUGGGAAGCCAGGAGCUCCGGUCCAACUCGAAACCAUAGGAUCACUCGAGGAAAAAAACGAAGUCAUUACGGAGACCAACGGAACGGCGAACGUCGUCGACAGUAUGGUGAAACGCACUGACGGCACCGAGUCUCCUGUGAUAAUAGAAGGCGACGCUGACACAGACAAACCCCGCGUAAAGUAUGGCGAACUAGUGAUAUUAGGAUAUAAUGGCUUUCUACCACAGGGCGACCGCGGCCGACGUCGGUCGAAAUUUGUGCUGUACAAACGGGGCGAAUCGAAUGGCGUCAAACGGUCCAAGCACUACAUCGUACAAUCACCUCAGACAUCACAGGCAAUACUCGACGCGAAGCAGCAUUCGAUUUCGUACACGCUGUCGCGGAAUCAGGCCGUCAUCGUGGAGUACAAAGAGGAUCACGACACGGAUAUGUUCCAGGUCGGUCGUUCGUCCGAGUCUCCCAUAGAUUUUGUCGUGAUGGAUACGCUGCCGGGGGACAAAAAAGACGCCAAAGUCCUACAAAGUACCAUAUCGAGAUUUGCCUGCCGAAUUUUGGUGGAUCGAACCGACGGGCACAAGGCAAGAAUAUAUGCAGCAGGAUUUGACUCGAGCAGAAAUAUUUUCUUAGGGGAAAAGGCCACCAAAUGGCAGGACAAUGUGGAAAUCGAUGGACUCACAACGAACGGGGUCCUCAUUAUGCACCCGAAGGGUCAGUUCUGCGGUGGAACAGCGGAGUGUGGUUUGUGGCGCGAGACAUCCGUCGGUGGAGAUGUGUUUAGUCUACGGGAAUGCCGAUCGGCUCAGCAGAAAGGCCAGCCAGUUUACGAGGAGACAAAUGCCCUACAGGACGGAACACUGAUCGAUCUCUGCGGUGCAACACUGCUGUGGCGAUCAGCCGAAGGGUUGCGACAUUCACCGACGAAGAAAGAUCUUGAAAAGCUAGUGGACGAAAUCAACGCUGGACGUCCGCAGUGUCCGGUCGGCCUCAAUACUUUAGUAAUUCCUAGAAAAGUGUCAUUAGGUGAACACGUGAAUCAGCCUUAUGUGUAUUUAAAUUGUGGCCAUGUACAAGGACAACACGGUUGGGGACAGGACAAGGCAUCGAACGCUCGCCGAUGUCCGAUGUGCUUGGAACUGGGUCCGGUAGUGACGCUCUGUAUGGGUGUGGAAAAUGCAUUUUACGUCGAUUCUGGACCACCAACCUACUGUUUCAAUCCGUGCGGUCACAUGGCAACGGAGAAAACCGUCAAAUAUUGGGCUAAUGUGGACAUACCUCACGGCACCAACGGUUUCCAGGCGGUGUGUCCAUUCUGCGCCACACCACUGCAAGGAUCUCCGGGCUACAUCAAACUUAUUUUCCAAGACAACCUAGACUAACCAGUGUCUGUCCCUCGUAUCGACAGUUUCCCACUCCCCAAAUCCUCCCUUCUAUCCCGCAGAACAGCAGUCCUUUUCUUCUAAAAAUCGAAAGAUACGCAAAAAAAAAAUCAACUGAUUCGCAUAUAGUUUGUAGCAUGUAAUUGUUAGUAUAUUUUUUAAUCUAAUUAUUUUUAAAUUAAUUAUCACAAAGCAAGCAACAAAAAAAAAACGAAAAAAAAAAUAUUUUAUAGCUAUGCCUCUGUUGAAAACAACAAAACCACGAUUGUAAAAGGAACGGAAUUUGUGCCGGUGUUGUGUUUUGUGUGAAUGCGGCAUACAACAAAAAAUGCAGAAAGGAAUAAGAAGGAUUACGUUAACGAUUUGUCGAAAUGAAAAAUGCGCCGUGGCAUGACGAGGAGGCCUCAACAGUAGCCAAGUUCGUUGUUCAGAAAAUGUUCUAGAUGCAAAAAAAAAAAACAAAACAAAAAAAAAAACAAAACCAAAAAAAUUAAAUACAACCGCUGAAAAUCAAGAGCAAAAGACAUUCACAGAAACUUUUUUCCUGUCUUUAGUCUCGAAACAAUACUGCAAAAAUCAAGUGUUUCUUUUCCUUAUAAGUACAGUGAAAGCAUCAAUGCCUCUGGCGGCAAACGUUGACCGUUUGUCGAUUGACCGAAUUGAUUAGGAGUCGUCACACCAUAACUCGGAUUGUAGGUAAAAAUCAGCUUAGUUCUGUUUGUGGAUGAGAAAUUGCAUUUUACGUACCUUAGUGAUGUUGACUGAUAAGUUUUUUUUGCUAUAUCAAAAUUUUUGGCAUAAGUUUUGUUUAGAUGAUUUUUUUUCUGUUUGAUUUCAUGUGUUACGAUAACGAGAAAGGAGUAGUGAUUGAAGCAUAGGAUAAAAGUUUACAUUUAAGUCGUAUAUUAUUUAAAUUUAUAUUGUGUAAAAAGUAUAUUAAGUAUAUGAAGUCUUAGCAAAAAGCGUGUGUGUGAUGUAAGAAAAACAAAAA